This is a messenger RNA of Monopterus albus (swamp eel), 6086 nucleotides long. It is a transcript of the gene glg1a, whose product is annotated as golgi glycoprotein 1a. The record is from RefSeq and is a predicted model, not a curated record. Gene Ontology annotation, cellular component: Golgi membrane. Gene Ontology annotation, molecular function: fibroblast growth factor binding. Lineage: Eukaryota; Metazoa; Chordata; Actinopteri; Synbranchiformes; Synbranchidae. The transcript is spliced from 27 exons. The coding region runs from base 1 to 3222 and encodes 1073 amino acids.
AUGGCGGCGUACAGUCGCCUUCAGCUGGCCUGCCGGGAGGAUCUGACCCGCCUCUGCCCCAAACACACCUGGACCAACAACCUGGCCGUGCUGGAGUGCCUGCAGGAUCGCAGGGAGGAAACUGAGAUUGCUCCGGACUGUAACCAUCUCCUGUGGAACUACAAACUCAAUCUGACUACGGAUCCAAAGUUUGAGUCCGUGGCCAUCGAGGUCUGCAAGAGCACCAUUGCUGAGAUAAAGGAGUGUAAUGAAGAAGAGCGAGGGAGGGGCUACCUGGUGUCCUGCCUUGUGGAUCACCGUGGUAACAUCAGCGAGUACCAGUGUAACCAGUACAUCACGAAGAUGACCACUAUAAUCUUCAGUGACUUCAGACUGAUCUGUGGCUUCAUGGACAAAUGUAAAGAGGACAUCAACAAUCUGCACUGCGGCAGCAUCAAUGUAGGACACAAGGACAUCCAUUCCCAGGGUGAAGUGAUCGCCUGUCUGGAGAAGGCCCUGGUGAGGGAGGCGGAGCAGCAGGGUCAUGUUCGUCCAAUCAAAGAGGAGUGUAGGAGGGCAAUUCUGCGUGUGGCAGAGCUGUCAUCAGACGACUUCCACCUCGACCGACACCUUUACUUCUCAUGCCGAGAGGACAGAGAGAGAUUCUGCCAGAACACUCCAGCAGGAGAAGGCAAAGUCUACAAGUGUCUGUUCAAUCACAAGUUUGAAGAGGCAAUGUCAGAAAAGUGCCGUGAUGCUCUCACCACCCGUCAGAAGCUGAUUUCUCAGGACUACAGAGUCAGUUACUCUCUGGCUAAGGCCUGUAAGCUGGACCUGAGAAAACAGCGCUGCAGCCUGGACACCAACCUGCCUCGAGCCCGUGAGGCCCGACUGUCGUACCUGCUGCUGUGCCUGGAGGCCGCCGUGCACCGUGGUCGUCCGGUCAGUGGAGAGUGUCAGGGGGAGAUGCUGGACUACCGGCGGAUGCUGAUGGAGGAUUUCUCUCUGAGUCCAGAGAUUGUGCUGCACUGCCGGGCCGAGAUUGAGGCUCACUGCUCCGGACUGCAUCGCAAAGGCCGCACACUGCACUGCCUGAUGCGAAUCGGACGCGGCGAGCGCAGCACUGCAAUUGACAGCGUCUGCCAGAGCGCCCUGCAGACUCUUGUCCAAUCUGCCGACCCUGGAGCCGACUACCGGAUCGACCGAGCUCUCAACGAGGCCUGCGAGUCCGUCAUCCAGACCGCCUGCAAACACAUCCGCACUGGAGACCCCAUGAUCCUGUCGUGCCUGAUGGAGCAUCUGUACACAGAGAAAAUGGUGGAGGACUGUGAGCACCGUCUGCUGGAACUGCAGUACUUCAUAUCCAGAGACUGGAAACUGGACCCCAUCCUAUAUAAGAAGUGUCAGGGUGACGCCUCCCGGCUCUGCCACACACAUGGCUGGAAUGAGACAAGUGAGCUGAUGCCGCCGGGCGCAGUCUUCUCGUGCCUCUAUCGCCACGCCUACCGUACUGAGGAGCAGGGACGCCGGCUAUCUCGGGACUGUAAGGUGGAGGUUCAGAGGAUUCUCCACCAGAGGGCACUUGAUGUGAAGUUGGACCCUGAGCUGCAGAAGCGUUGCAUGUCCGACCUGGGCAAGUGGUGCAGUGAGAAGACAGACACUGGACAGGAGUUGGAGUGUCUGCAGGAUCAUUUGGAGGACCUGGUGUCUGCUUGCAGGGAUGUCGUGGGCAACCUGACAGAGCUGGAGUCAGAGGACAUCCAGAUUGACGCUCUGGUCAUUAGAGCCUGUGAACCUGUCAUCCAGACCCACUGCCAUGAUGUAGCUGAUAACCAGAUCGACACAGGGGAUCUGAUGGAGUGUCUGGUUCAGAAUAAACACCAGAAAGAAAUGAAUGACAAGUGCUCAGUCGGCGUUACACACUUCCAGCUGAUUCAAAUGAAGGACUUCCGGUUCUCCUAUAAGUUCAAGAUGGCCUGUAAGGAGGAUGUUUUGCGGUUGUGUCCAAACAUCAAGAAAAAAGUGGAUGUUGUCAUCUGCCUGAGCACCACAGUGAGGAAUGACACACUGCAGGAUGUCAGGGACCAGCGGGUUUCUCUGAAAUGUCGUAAACAGCUGCGCGUGGAGGAGCUAGAGAUGUCCGAAGAUAUUCGGCUGGAACCAGAGCUGUAUGAUCCCUGUAAGUCUGACAUUAGUCGACUUUGCCCCAAUGUGAACUUUGGGAAUGCUCAGAUGAUUGAGUGUCUGAAGGAGCAGAAGAAGCAGCUCAGUCAGCGCUGCCACCAGCGAAUCUUCCGGCUGCAGGAGGUGGAGAUGACUGACCCUGAGCUCGACUACCAGCUGAUGAGAGUCUGCAAGCAGAUGAUUAAGCGGUUCUGUACCGAGGCUGACACUAGAAACGUUCUUCAGUGUCUGAAACAGAACAAAAACAGCGAGCUAAUGGAUCCUAAGUGUAAACAGAUGAUCACAAAGCGACAGAUCACACAGAACACAGACUACAGACUGAACCCAGUCCUGAGGAAAGCUUGUCGAGCCGACAUCCCAAAGUUCUGCCAGUCCAUCCUGAACAAGGCGAGUGAGGACACUGAGCUGGAGGGUCAGGUCGUCGCUUGCCUCAAACUCAAAUACACUGACCAGAGGCUGUCGUCAGACUGUGAGGACCAGAUCAGAGUGAUCCUCCAGGAGUCGGCACUCGACUACAGACUGGACCCACAGCUACAGAUGCACUGCUCAGAUGAGAUCUCCAGACUGUGUGCUGAAGAGGCAGCAGCUCAGGAGCAGACCGGUCAGGUGGAAGAGUGUCUGAAAGUCAACCUGCUGAAGAUCAAACAGGAGGCCUGUAAAAAUGAAGUCCUGAACAUGCUGAAGGAGAGUAAGGCUGAUAUUUUUGUGGACCCCGUCCUCCACACAGCCUGCGCUCUGGACAUCAAACACCACUGUGCUGCCAUCACACCCGGCAGAGGACGACAGAUGUCGUGUCUGAUGGAGGCGUUGCAGGACAAGAGAGUCCGUCUGCAGCCUGAGUGUAAGAAGAGACUGCAAGACCGCAUUGACAUGUGGAGCUAUGCUGCAAAGGUGGCGCCGGCAGACGGCUUCUCAGACCUGGCAGUGCAGGUGAUGACAUCACCCUCCAAGAACUACAUCCUAUUUGUGAUCGCGCUGAGUGUCUGCGUCCUCUUCCUGGUGGGGCUGCUGUGUGGUCGGAUCACCAAGCAAGUGACAAGAGAACUAAAGGACCGGUAGAGAACAAGGACGGUGACGCUUCGGAAGACUUGCAUCUUCCCGGAUCUCCAUCCUCUUCGUACUCUUCCUCUCUCAGAUGCCCAGUCUAUAACCAAGGUGCACAGUGCCAACACCAGUGUGCACAUCGGGACCUCUUCCUCUGUUUAAAACUGUUUGGCUGCUGCUGCUGAAUAUUAGUGUCAAAUGCACAACAGUCCCCAGCUCACAAAAACUUUUUAUCUCCAUUUGGGCAUCUCCAAACUUCAAGAAGCUCUAAUUGUCUGAUUGGAGUGUUUUCCCUUGAUGAUUGUGUUUUUCCCCUCCAACAAAUCUAUUUCUCCCGAGGAUGUUGCUUGGGGCCGGCUUCUUUUAAGUUUCUAAACAAGCGCUGUUCAUGACUGUGACUGAGGGCUGCUUCUGAGGUUAGGCAUGCUUUCCACUCAUCAAGUCCUGAUGCUUCGCAUGAUAUUUAAUCGAGACUGGAGUAUGUAGAGCAACAGGAAAUAGUUUUUUUUUCUACUGUAAGUGACUGAGGCUACCUGAAUCGCACAAGGAGCAACCUGAAAUCUUGAGGCAAACUUUGAAAUCUGAGCUGUUCCUGUUGCUUUGAAACAUUUUUCUCAUCAACCAUAAAGUCAUAUCCAGAAUCCCGUCCAGCUCACCAGCUACAGCUGUCUACAUCUGGACCAGUUCAGGCCCACUCUGCCUGUUACUGAAAACCCCCACUGACUAAAAAUGAAGGUCAAGCUGGUCUCCCUUAUCAGGAACAUCGUGUACUUUUCUUUUAUUUAAAACCUUUGAUUAAAUGCUAAUGAAAUCUUAAAUCAUUUUCGCAUUCAAUUUUUAUGCCUAAUUUAUUGUUAAGGACCAAGUCUAAUUUCAGUUGAGAUUCAACUUUCUUUUGUGCACGUUUGAAUGUUUUCUUUGGUCAACCAUGCUAAACUUACCCACAGAGGUGAUUCAGUGAAAUCCACAGCAGGACAGACGGUGGAGCACAGCUGGGUGUUGUGAGGUGUGAAGGUUCAGAUUACAGCACUGGAGACCAAAAGAUUAGUUCUACCUUUAGAUUGGAAUUGUAAUACUUUUACCACGACCUAUUUAGUCCCUGUUGCCUUUAAUGAACAACCUGUCUCACAACAUGGGGAAGCUCCAUUUUCCCUGGUUUGCUUUGUUUUCGACCUCCAGAGGUCUGAUCGUUCAUGUAUAAAUCGCAUGCUGGAGGUCAGACUACACUGUCAAGCCUGCACUGAGCUGCUAUCACACAAGAUGCUUUCCCUCGGGCCUCAUUCUCUCUGCAGGUUUUAUUUUGUUUCUCCUCCAGUCCGGUGGUCUUAUGUUUUAUGUCUGUGUCCAGGGCCCCAUCAUCUCAUAAUCUGUGUAUGCCUGUAGGAUAUUUGGUGUUGCAAAUAGCAGCUAUUUAUUGAUAUUAUUUGAUAUAUGAAUAUUUUAUUAGAGCAUUCAUUUGAUGGGAUUCAUUUAGUACAGAGUGAACGAUGUAACUGUUGAUAGUGUACAGUUUAUUAUUCCCACAAACCAGGGCUUUAAAUUUGACUCGACAUAUUUUUACCCAUUUUACACACCUUAAAACUGUGCCUCCACCCCAUGUUUAAAGAGUUCUAAACCCUGCCCAGGACAUACCAAAUUGUAAUUUCUACAUUUGUUUUUGUAUAGAUUAAACAAAGAAGACAUUAGUUACUGAGCUUUAGCGAUGUUGGUAGGUGUAUAUUUUAAGCCCAAGUAGGACUUAACCCAUUUCCUGUCUCUGUGCUAGCUAAGCUAAUCAUCUCCUGGCUCCGACCGCCCAGCACCACACAGUUUGGUCCAUCACCCUCAAGUGGGUGAAUAAGUUAAGCAGCUGUAGGUGGUCUUGACUGAAGUCUGAGGCAUUGAGCGGGGCCUGUCCAGUUGUGGUGAUGAUGAUGAUGUGGUGUCUGGAUUGAAUUUGCAUAUGACUGAAUAUCUUAUUCAGGUAAAUUCUAAUUGCCUGAUGCGUUAGUAUGACUGUUGCUCAAACCUUGAGCUGACUAAUAUGAGAUGUACACAUCCAUUUUCACAACCAUAUCAUCUAUGGCAGCAAAAACUCAACUGGGUCACCCCAAAUGCAGCUGCAGACUUUCUAUAAACACCAAAAACUGUCAGGGUACGAGUUUGUUCUCUUAACACAGAUGUCCCAUUUAACACAAGCAGGUAUGGGGGGGGGGGAACUAACAAAAACAGACAUUACAAAGGGUGUUUGGCUUAAUGCUGAUAUGAAAAACACAAUCCCAUGAAUCAAUUGGCAAAACCAGGUUUAAAAAAAUUCUUUGCUCAGUAUUAUACAGAGCCCUAAAUGUAUUACUGUUUUGCAGGCAAAUGGCUUGAAACUCUAAUUAUACCAAGAAAAAAAAACAAAACAAAUUUUACUUUUUUCUAGGUACUGAAUGGUAAAUUUUGAACUUGAUGUACGUCACAUCUGCAGCCCAGUUUGUUCACCAACAUCAGCUGAUUGGACAAUGAGCCUCAUUCAGUUUGUAAAAUUAACAAGAACUUUGUUUAACAAAUGUUUUGCAGCUUUUUGUUGUACAUCAUUAUCCGUGAAUGAUUAAAAACACAGAACACCGUGACAAAGUUGAAUAAUGUGACAUACACUAUUUCCUGUACACUUACAAAAGUUAAUGAUGCUAAGUUAACAUUGCAAAUCAUUUAUGAGCAGGUUCUUGAAGGACUGUGUGAAAAAAGGAAAACGUCUUCUACGUGAAGGCCAAGUUGAUCAAUCGUCAGUUGAGGAAAAAAAAACCUUGAUGUUUUGAGCUUUUCUAAAUGGUUUUUAUGUUCUUGUGUCUGCUGAAGUCAGAUGUUGGGUCAGAGUGAUUUGACAGGAAAUAAAGACACCUGUUAUAACCAGU